AUGUCAUCGCUGCUCUUCUGCUGCGUCGGACCCUGCACUCCUUUUGAAUGGAUGAUCCUAACCACCAUCAUUGCAAACUGCAUCGUCCUGGCUCUGGAACAGCAUCUUCCUAAUGGAGACAAGACACCUCUGUCUGAACGACUGGAGGAGACGGAGCCCUACUUCAUCGCCAUCUUCUGUUUUGAGUCGGGGAUAAAGAUCCUGGCUCUGGGUUUUGCGUUACAUAAGGGCUCCUACCUGAGGAACGGCUGGAACGUCAUGGACUUCGUGGUCGUGCUCACCGGUAUUCUGUCGUCAGUUGGGUCUCAGCUCGACCUGAGGACACUACGAGCCGUCAGAGUGCUGCGACCUCUGAAACUGGUGUCUGGGAUUCCCAGCCUGCAGGUGGUGCUCAAGUCCAUUAUGAAGGCUAUGAUCCCCCUGCUGCAGAUUGGCCUGCUGUUGUUCGUGGCCAUCCUCAUGUUCGCCAUCAUCGGCCUGGAGUUCUACAUGGGAAAAUUCCACACUACCUGCUUCGAUAAAAUCACUCUAGAGGUAGUGGACGGUAUACCGUGUGGUACGGAGCUGCCAUCCCGGUUGUGUCCUAAUGGCACAGUGUGUAAAGGUCACUGGAUUGGACCAAACUACGGCAUCACCCAGUUCGACAACAUCCUUUUCGCCGUGCUGACCGUCUUCCAGUGCAUCACCAUGGAGGGAUGGACAGAGAUGCUCUACUACAGUAAUGAUGUGGAGGGCAGUGCCUGGAACUGGAUGUACUACAUCCCCCUCAUCAUCAUCGGCUCCUUCUUCAUGCUCAACCUGGUGCUGGGUGUACUCUCAGGUGAAUUUGCCAAAGAGAGAGAGCGAGUGGAGAACAGGAGCGAGUUCCUGAAGCUGAGGCGACAGCAGCAGAUUGAGAGAGAGCUCAACGGAUACCUGGAGUGGAUCUGCAAAGCAGAAGUGAUUCUGGCCGAGGAUGACGUCACGGCCAACUUUGAUGGAACAAGGCGAAGGCCGACCAUCAAAACCAAAAACAACAAGACGGAGCUGCUGAACCCUGAGGAAGGAGAGGACAACAUGGGAGAUGCAGUAGGUUUUGCCCGCUCCAGUAUAAAGAGUGGGAAAGACGGCUCCAAUUACAGUAAGAAGGAGCGACGACUGCGAUUCUUCAUCCGCAAGAUAGUGAAGACUCAGGCUUUCUAUUGGACGGUGCUCUGCCUGGUGGGCCUCAACACCAUGUGUGUGGCUGCGGUGCAUUACAACCAGCCGGACGUGCUCUCUGACUUUCUCUUCUAUGCAGAGUUUAUCUUCCUCGGUUUGUUCAUGUCUGAGAUGCUGAUCAAGAUGUAUGGUCUGGGCAUCCAGCCCUACCUCCACUCCUCAUUCAACUGCUUCGACUGUGUGGUCAUUGUGGGCAGUAUCUUUGAGGUGGUGUGGGCCACCAUCAAACCAGGAACAUCCUUCGGGAUCAGUGUGUUAAGAGCUCUGCGUCUGCUCCGCAUCUUCAAAGUCACCAAGUACUGGGCUCCUCUUCGAAACCUGGUGGUUUCUCUGCUCAACUCCAUGAAGUCCAUCGUCAGUUUGCUGUUCCUCCUCUUCCUCUUCAUCGUGGUCUUUGCCUUGUUGGGGAUGCAGCUGUUUGGAGGACAAUUCAACUUCAAGGAGGGAACCCCGUCGACUAACUUUGACACUUUUGCUGCAGCGAUCAUGACGGUGUUUCAGGUCCUGACAGGAGAGGACUGGAACAUGGUGAUGUACGAUGGCAUCAAGUCCCAGGGAGGAGUGAACGACAAAGGGAUGGUGUUCUCCAUCUUCUUCAUCGUCCUCACGCUUUUUGGCAACUACACUCUGCUUAACGUCUUCUUGGCCAUCGCCGUCGACAAUCUGGCCAACGCCCAGGAGCUCACCAAGGACGAGGAGGAACAGGAGGAAGCAGCCAAUCAGAAGACAGCAAUGCAGAAGGCUAAGGAAGUAGCAGAGGUCAGCCCGCUGUCAGCAGCCAACCUGUCUAUUGCUGCUAAGGAGCAGCAGAAGAACAACAUCAAGGGCAGCAAGUCAGUGUGGGAGCAGAGAACCAGUGAGAUCCGCCGACAGAACCUGAUGACAAGUCGUGAAGCGCUCUACAACGAGCUGGAGCAGGAGGACUGGAAGGUGGGAGGUGAAGGGGAGGAGGUGUCCUACCCACGGAAAGGACGCGGUGAUAUGAAGACGCACCUGGACCGGCCGCUGGUGGUCAACCCGCAGGACAACCGCAACAACAACACCAACAAGACCCAACCUGGUGAGUUGCCUCUGGACCAGGAGUACCGGCGCCAGGACGUCGACCACUUCCGCCGAGCGCCCCACCACUAUCACCACCACCACCAUCACCAGAAAUCCAUCGGGCCGGACAAUGUAGAGACAUGCCAGCCGGCUGAGACCCGCAUGGAGCGUGGCUUCAGCUGCACGUCUCUAGGCAAUGUGGAGGGCCAGCAGGGGGAGGAGAGGCACAGCCACAGGAGCCACCGGGGCCACCGGCACAGGAACAGAGAGGGCCGGGAGGCUCGCAGUGUUUCUCCGCACCAUAACGAGGGGCCGGAGGGGAACAACGAACACAGGAGGUCCCGGCACCGCAGGGCUGCCAAGGAGGGCGAGGAAGGCAGGAGACACAGAUCCAGAGGGACGGAGGGAGAGGGGGAGAAAGGCGUGGAAGGGGAGGGACGGAAGACGAGACGGCAUCGCCACGGCAACCAGGAGAGGAGCAGGGGGCAUCGCACCAGAAAGGAGCACCACAGCCUCUCUACCACACGACCCAUACAGCAGUACAAUGAGGACCUGGACAAUUUCCGCAACAACAGCAAGCUGGCCAGUGCCCACGAGCACGCUUACGACCUCCCACCAGAUCAUCCCGACCACGUCAACAACCUGCUGAACUGCCGUGACGCCGACACCCACACCCUGCUCCACAGCAUGGACAGCCUAAUCCUGACCAGCAUGGCCAAACCUGAGUACACCAAGAUAGACAUGCCACCUGUUUACCCCUACCCCUCCACCAACGCCAUCCUGCAAGUGAACAAGAACGCCAACACCGACCAGAAGAAGAGUGAGGAGAAGAAGGAGGAGGAGGACGAGGGAGGAGACGAAGACGGCCCCAAACCCAUGCCUCCCUUCAGCUCCUGCUUCAUAAUGUCUACCACCAACCCGUUUCGGAGGUGCUGUCACUACAUACUGACUCUGAAGUAUUUUGAGUUCAGCAUCCUGUCCGUCAUCGCCAUGAGCAGCAUCGCCCUCGCUGCAGAGGACCCCGUCUGGCCGGAAUCACCCCGAAACAAUGUGCUGCGUUAUUUUGACUACGUUUUCACAGGAGUCUUCACGUUUGAAAUGUUGAUCAAGAUGGUCGUGCUGGGCUUGUUUCUCCACCAGGGCUCCUACUUCCGCGACUUGUGGAACAUUCUGGACUUUAUAGUGGUUAGUGGUGCUCUGGUGGCCUUCGCCUUCACAGGGAGCAGCAAGAGCAAAGACAUCAGUACCAUCAAGUCCCUUCGUGUGCUGAGGGUGCUGCGUCCUCUGAAGACCAUCAAACGGCUCCCCAAGUUAAAGGCCGUGUUUGACUGUGUGGUCAACUCUCUGAAGAACGUGCUGAACAUCUUGAUCGUCUACAUGCUCUUCAUGUUCAUCUUCGCCGUGGUGGCCGUGCAGCUCUUCAAAGGCCGAUUCUUCUUCUGCACGGACGAAUCCAAAGAGUUUGAGCGUGACUGCAGGGGCGAGUACUUGGUGUAUGAUAGAGAUGAGGUUAAAGCUCAGAAGCGGGAGUGGAAGAAGUACGAUUUCCACUACGACAACGUGGCUUGGGCCCUGCUCACCCUCUUCACUGUCUCCACUGGAGAGGGGUGGCCGCAGGUGUUAAAGCACUCAGUGGACUCCACCUAUGAGAAUCAGGGCCCUAGCCCGGGUUAUAGGAUGGAAAUGUCCAUCUUUUACGUGGUGUACUUCGUUGUCUUCCCCUUCUUCUUCGUAAACAUCUUUGUGGCUCUCAUCAUCAUCACCUUCCAGGAACAGGGGGAUAAGAUGAUGGAGGACUACAGUUUAGAAAAGAAUGAGAGAGCAUGUAUAGAUUUCGCCAUCAACGCCAGGCCUCUGACACGCCACAUGCCGAAGAAUAAACUGAGCUUCCAGUAUCGCAUGUGGCAGUUUGUGGUGUCUCCGCCCUUCGAGUACAGCAUCAUGGCUCUAAUUGCGCUCAACACAAUUGUCCUUAUGAUGAAGUUUGACGGUGCAUCAGAAACGUAUGAUGAGGUCCUGAAGAACUUCAACAUCGUAUUUACCACCUUCUUCUUCAUGGAAUCAGUCCUCAAGGUCAUCGCUUUUGGCCCUCUGAAUUUCUUCAGAGAUGCCUGGAACAUUUUUGAUUUUGUCUCCGUCCUUGGAAGCGUCACUGAUAUAUUAGUGACAGAAUUAGGGAAUAACUUCAUCAACUUGAGCUUCCUGAGGCUGUUCAGAGCAGCUCGCCUCAUCAAGCUGCUGAGACAAGGAGAGACCAUACGCAUCCUGCUGUGGACCUUCGUCCAAUCCUUUAAGGCUCUACCAUACGUGUGUCUGCUCAUUGCCAUGCUCUUCUUCAUCUAUGCCAUCAUCGGCAUGCAGUUGUUUGGGAAUGUGGCUCUCGGUGAAGAAGGAGAGAGUGCCAUCAACGAGCACAAUAACUUCAGAACCUUCAUCAUGGCCCUAAUGCUGCUGUUCAGGAGCGCAACGGGCGAGGCGUGGCAUGACAUCAUGUUGGCCUGUCUGGGUGGUAAGGAAUGCGACCCGGCCUCAGGGAACACAGAACCUGAAUGUGGCAGCACCUUUGCCUACACGUACUUUGUCUCCUUCAUCUUCCUCUGCUCUUUCCUGAUGCUGAAUCUGUUUGUGGCCGUCAUCAUGGACAACUUUGAGUAUCUGACCAGAGACUCGUCUAUCCUGGGGCCGCAUCACCUGGACGAGUAUGUAAGGAUAUGGGCCGAGUACGACCCUGCCGCCUGCGGGCGCAUACAUUAUAAGGAUAUGUACAGUUUAUUGCGAGUUAUCUCCCCUCCCCUGGGCCUUGGCAAGAAAUGCCCACAUAGGGUGGCCUGCAAGAGGCUGCUGCGCAUGGAUCUGCCGGUUGCUGAUGACAACUCUGUGCAUUUUAACUCCACCCUCAUGGCUCUGAUCAGGACAGCACUGGAUAUAAAGAUUGCCAAGGGUGGUGCAGACAAGCACCAGAUGGAUGCUGAGCUGAGAAAGGAGAUGAUGGCUAUAUGGCCGAACUUAUCGCAGAAGACUCUGGACUUGCUGGUUACACCGCACAAGGCAGCCACAGACUUGACGGUGGGCAAAAUCUACGCUGCCAUGAUGAUCAUGGAAUACUACCGGCAGAGCAAGACGAAAAAGCUGCAGGCACUGCGAGAGGAACAGCGCAUGGAGCCACCCUCUGAGGGAGGGGGCACGGACGGCCAGGGGGGUCAAGGCCUCAACGGCCUCCCCAGCACCCAGCCAGACAACCACAACAGCAUACCUCCCGAGGGGGGCAUGACUGAGAGCCAAUCGUGGGUGACGGCCAAAGCCCAGGAAAUGUUUCAAAAGACGGGUAACUGGAGCCCCGACAGACCCUACCCCGACGAUCUCCAUGACAACCGUCACAACUCGCAGACGGUAGAGAUGAGGGAGAUGGGGCGGGACGGGUACUCCGACACUGAGCCCUAUCACCCAAUGGAUGGGCAUGGGCGGACCCUCUCCAUGCCCCGCCUCUCAGCAGACAACCAAAGAGCUCAUGCUGUUUCGCGGAGGAGACACAGGCCUCGCGGAAAUAACCUCAGUACCAUCACUGACACCAGUCCGAUGCGUCGCUCUACCUCCAGCCUGGUCCACGGGCGUACGGGCCGGGGCGUGCGGCUGGACGACUACUCCCUGGAGAGGGUGGUGUCUGAGGAGGGGAGACACGGAGGGGGACGCAGACACAGGGACAGGAAUCACCGGACCUCGCAGCGCUCCCUGACCAGAUACACCGACGCUGACACGGGUCUGGGCACAGACCUCAGCACCACCACGCAGUCGGGCGACCUUCCUCCAAAGGAGCGCGAGAGGGACCGCGGCCGGACCAAGGACCGUCGUCACCACCAUCACCACCAUCACCAUCACAGCUCCAUGGACAAGGAGCACUACGGCCCUGAAAGACACGACUACCCCCACAGGCAUCCCCACGACCGCCAAUGGUCUCGCUCACCCAGCGAGGGGCCUGAUGGACGAGGACACAGACAGGGCAGUAGUUCGGUGAGUGGCAGCCCGGUCCCCUCUACCUCGGGGACCAGCACUCCGCGGAGAGGCCGUCGCCAGCUGCCCCAGACUCCUGCUGUCCCCCGUCCACAUGUCACCUACUCCCCCGCUGUCCGCAAGCCCAGCUACGGUCCCCCGGGACCGGGCCGACUGCGCUCGCCCUCCCCCCGACACUUCUCCCCACCAGACCACGACAGAGGCUAUCUCCACCGACCCCCAUCACGCCAGGCUUCUCCCCAUCACGGGGGAUCCUCGUCCCGACACGGUUCACCGCGCUCCCCUAGGCACCAGUCCCCGCGCUCGCCUCUCCACGGCUCACCCAGGUCCCCUCACCGAGGCCGUUGGAGCGGGGCUCCACCUGGGGACAGCCUGGAGGGGGAUGGGCCCUUCUACGAGCGUGACUACGAGUACGAGCGGCAUCAUGAGCCCCCUGCCUACGAGCAAAGCCUCUCCCAUGGCAACCCACACCCACAUGGGGGAAAUCCUCACCCACACCCACGCUCACCUAGGACUGCCCACCACGGGCCCCCUCCACCCCCUCACCCGCAACCACGUAGGGUGCCCAACGGCUACCGCUCAUCCUCACCUUCCCCACAUCGCCGGGGGCCACCUGGGGUGCCCCCCCAUCCACACCACCGGCCCCCCCAUACCCGAGGGCCUCGCAAGGGCCUGCAUGAACCUUAUAGUGAGACGGAUGAGGAUGACUGGUGCUAGCAACCACAGGGAGCGAGGGAUAUGGGCAUGAGAGGAGAAGAAUAGCAGCCUCCGGUGCUCUGGCCUUGGAUAUGUAGACUUUUAAUAAAGCAGAGGUGGCGAAAUUGUUGAGAGGGUAGGACACCCUCCAAACCCUCUACCUUCACCCCUCGGACUGAGAGGAAAGGGCAGAGGGGAGGGGGUGUAGGGUACUGCAAAUAGCCUUUUACAGAUUUUGUGUAAGACUCAAAUCGGUGACAGAGCAGCACAUGGAUAAAAUGAAAAAGAGACAGCCAAGACCAACGCAAGGCCCGGGCACAGUUUACCUUUGCCUCUCUCAAUCUCAGAACUACACUUCCCAGAAUUCUAUGCUUGACCAGCAAGGCCAGGCUGCAGAAGAAAGACAGAGGGAACAAAAAAGCGAGGGAAGAGCAUGUAAAAAAUGGCCAGGGAUGCUCGCGGUUUACGAGGCCUAAAAGCACUUCUCCUAGACUGUCGCGUGAUUGGUUAGUUUCGUCAGAUGUGUGCUCUCUGUCGCUGGCCAAUCUGCUAAUGUAAAAGCCUGAAAAUUAGCUGGAGUCCACUGCUUUGACUCCUCGAAAAGAUAUGUUUAAAGAAAAAUUAAUUAACAAAAAGCCAGGACCCCCUAACCCUUACAUGCCAAGCUAUGCCUCCAGAAAAUCAAACUUGAACAAUGAAGAACAAAAUGAAACUUUACAUGACAAACAAUGAAAAGAAAAAAAGGGAGAACAACCACUUUAUCUUUAACCUUUUUCCUUUCCAAGGGACAGAACCAGGAAGCUCCGCCUAUACUGCAAAAACCAGCCAAUCACAGCGCGCUGGCUGAUAUUUGAUGAGUUUUAUCAUCUCUGUUUACUGUUAAAGACUCACUUAAUGCUGACGGAACUGGUGUGGCAUCACUUCCUGUCCGCCGGUGGUGGUAGUGGAGGGGGGCGGGGCAUGUGUGGGCUCACUUCCUGUUCGAGUGCGCUACGGGGGGGUGGGCUCAGAUAACUUAAGAAGCGAGUCGGACACUUCGUCAAGCCCCUUCCUCCUCGGUUACUCGACCCGGCGCAAGGCGAGGGAUGACCUGACAGGAAAUUACAUCGCAUGAUUGAAUGGGGCGGAGGAGAGGAAAGGAGGGACGGGGAAAAAGACUAAUUUCUUCAGUAUUUCUUCUAUCGAUUACUUCUCCUUCUUGUUCUUCUUCGGACAUUGGAGCUUGGUUCUUCUGUUGCAUUCGCUCAGCCUCCUUUGAUCUUUUUCGGAGUCCAAAAUUUGAUGGAAACCUGCAUGACUGAUUAAAUACAUACUAGAGAGGAAAUCUAAUUGGUGUGGGUGGGACCUGGGGGCUUUAUAGGAAACUUUGCAUUUAGGUUUACAAAAGAAGUUCUCUUCUUUCAGACACUCUCUCUCUCUCUCACAUCUCAAAUGUGAUUUUAGUUUACUUUUUAUCUGAAAUGGCUAUUUUGUUCGUCUCAGUUUUCUGACGAUACGGUUCAAAAUCUACGUUUCUACUACCUGAAGGAUCACAUUCCUGUUGUGCUUGAGAAACAAGAGGGAGAAAGAGCAGAGAGAAGCGGACUUCUACCACACUUGAUUUAUUAUUGUUAAUGAUGAUAGACUUAUGAAUAAUGAUAUCAAUGUCAAUGCAAAAUGACGAUGACAAUGAUGAUGAUGCUGAUGAUUGAUUGAUGAUUGAUUGAUGAAACUGUUGCUGUAGAUUUGUUGUCAUGUUAUUUGGAGUUUAAGUAUGCUAUGUCCAUCUUGUUUACAUCUGUUAUGUUUUUAUCCCCCCGUUCAAUGACGUUUACCGGGUUCCUGAUGCCUUCCUGCAACGUUUUGGGGGAAUGAUGGCUUGGGAACAUUCACUUAGCAGCGUUGCGUGUUGUAACGCAACUCUUAAGAUAUAAUCUCUCUUCAGAGUGGUGGAGGUAGAGGUCAGGGGAGCUUCACUUUCUGACUUGCAAUGAUUUGUGGGGUCAGUACUCUUGUCAAGCCAACCCAAAGAUCAAGAAUUCAUGUUCAGAGGGAGGGUUAGACCCGAUCAUUGAGAAUGUGGAAGAGUCUGCAUUUUACUCUGAAGAGGUUUCAGACCAGCCUGUUUUACUGAGGCUAAAGUUCUACCAAGGUUGAAUUCUUCCACUAGCAGCCAAAAAAACUAGGAAUCUCAAUCUGUUCCCUCUGUCAGGCUCUGAAAUUUUGUAGUACGAUCGGUUGCCGGCAGUGACAGCACAGUGUUGGUGGUAGUGUUGGUGUCAGUAUUAGGUGAUGUUGUUCUCUAUUUUUGCCAUCAGGGGGCAGUUAUCAGCGCACAUUAUCCGCCCUGCCUUCCCCCUCUACAGGACAGCCUCCAGGCCACAUCCUGUUUUCUAGACCUGGAGUGAAAACCUCCACUUAUACCUGUCUCUUAUAUCUUUGUAAGAUAUAUAGAUGAAGUCCAGUCCUAGUCAGGAAACAUGGAUGUAGCCUGAGAGACGCCAUAUCUGUCCGUUUGUCGGCCCGUCCUUCUGUCUGCCUGUCUGUGCCAAUGCUGACGACCCCCCCACCCCCCCAACCCCCCUUCCAACCCCUUCUCUCAGGUCUGGAUAACCAGAGAACAGUCACCAAAAUCACCAAUCCAAUCAUAUGAGGUUGUAGCAAAGCUGGAACCUCCUCUGCCAAAACCCACUUCAGUGUCCACCAACCUCUUUUACCUCAUCUACCUUUUUCUUUUUCUGUCCAUUUGCUUUGACAUCUGUUCCUUCAGCUUGCCAGAGAGCGACACUAAAGGCAUUACAGGACAGAAACACUUAGGACUAAUCAUUUCAUUCUUAUUGUUAUGACGGACAACAAUUAUUGAAUAUUCAAUAAGUCUAAGACAAGAUGAUAAAGUAUAGAUCAAUAUAGAUGAUAAACGACAUAUAAAUCUAGAUAUAAUACAGUAGAUGUAGUUAUAGAUAACAGAGUAAAUUAGAGUUUCAGAUAUUUAUUUGUUUUGCAUACCGUUCAUGCUCAUGACACGGUUGGCGAUCUAGCUACUCUUGAAACCUCGCACUGUUUUCUUCGCAGUUGCAUAAGCCAGAAAACAAACCCCAGUCCACGUGUUUUGACUCUAUGCAGACCUCAUAAGCAUCCUCAUCGUAUUAUUUUGGAAGAGAAUCUACAACGCUGUGGUACUGUAAAACGGAGAAAUUAAACGAAUUGUAAAGAUCGACACUGCAUUUGCACACGUCUCUUGACAUCACACACAGUGAAACCCCUUUCUUUCAUGACGCUUGUCCCCUAUUCCCUCCCCAACUUUCUCCCUCCCGAGAUGUGUUGCCUCCAGGCCUAGUAGUUGAGCAAAGCGUAGUGAAUAUGGGGAUAGGGGGGUUUUGUUUUUGUUGAUUGUUUAUUUGAUUGGCGGGAGUCGAGGGGCGCAAAUCCGAAACCCCUCUGCCGACAUCUCCCAUCAAGUGAGGUUACGGCAGGUGGGGACGUUUCCUCAAAACCCCCUACAGAGCCACAGUGCCUUCUGUAUCAGAGUCACAUUUGUCACCCCCCAUUCUCCUCGACCUUAGCUGCUCCUGUCCGUCCCCCUACCCUCUAUAGUAGUUGAGAUCAACCACACUACGCCUUAAAAGUCAAGUCCAACCGACUCCCAUGCUAGUAUAGAAACAGGGAGAGCGGUGAUUUUGAGACUGGGCCACGGUGAGGAAAUAGCCAAGAUGCUAGACUUGAAGUAGGGAAAUCAAUAUCACAUCCAGUGUGGGCUAAAAAUCCCAUUCAAACACAAACUGAUUUUUUGUAGUUGCUAAAAAUCAAAAGAGAUCGAAACAGUUUAAAUCAGAGCCUCAUUGUUAAUAUACCGAUGCUGUUAGCAAGCUAGCCCUCUUGGCUUCACCUCCCUGUUAGGCGUGGCAUUUUUUGUCCAUCCCAGAAAUGUCGUGGGUCCAGUUUUGGUGUAGUGAGAGGUUUACAGAGGUGCAAAGCGGUUUCCUUACUUCUCAGGUCCCUCUAGAUUUAGGUAGAUAGAUAGUUAGACAACGUAGGGAAAAGUCAGCGACAAAACAAGCAGGCCUCGGUUUGAGUUAUUGUAUGGUUUUACCUGGCAUGGCGUCAGACGUUGUAAUGUUGCCCCUUCCCCCCCUCUUCUCUCCUUUCACUGACAUACAUUACACACUCUGACCCCUCAUCGGCAGCCUGCCAAGCGUGUUGACAGACAGGCAGGAAAAAACCACCUCCAUUUUGGCUCCUCGACACCACUCGCCUGUCCACAAUUGUAACAGCGGAUCCAAAAUGGCCGACACACAACACUGCCCUUGUGUGAAAGCAUGUUGUGUGUGUGCUUUUCCGGGAACAAAUCCCAUUCUUCGGAGAAAAAAAAAGUGAACAUCUGAUCCUUCUUUCGUUGUUUUUGUUGGGGGGGAUUGCAAAGUUUUCGCUAAGUCAUCGCUUCUACCCCACAUCUGCUGUCUGUGUCUUCACCUCCGGCUUCUGUCAAUCAUUUUUCUUUCUUCUUCGUUAUGGGACGAAGGAAAAACUAACAAACGCACCAAACCAUCCACUCAGUCGGCUGUGAAAUUGUGUCAGUGGGUCAGUCGUGAGGCAACGCGUCGACAAAAACACGAAUAAGGGCUCUCUUUAAAAAAAAAAAAAACUACACAGUGGGUUUUAAUGUACAGUAGU
Messenger RNA from Cottoperca gobio, 11595 nucleotides. It is a transcript of the gene cacna1ab, whose product is annotated as calcium channel, voltage-dependent, P/Q type, alpha 1A subunit, b. Bases 1 to 6966 code for a protein of 2321 amino acids. The transcript is spliced from 49 exons. Gene Ontology annotation, biological process: chemical synaptic transmission; calcium ion import across plasma membrane. The record is from RefSeq and is a predicted model, not a curated record. NCBI's taxonomy places the organism in Eukaryota, Metazoa, Chordata, Actinopteri, Perciformes, Bovichtidae. Gene Ontology annotation, molecular function: high voltage-gated calcium channel activity. Gene Ontology annotation, cellular component: neuronal cell body; voltage-gated calcium channel complex; membrane.